Messenger RNA from Syngnathoides biaculeatus (alligator pipefish), 7154 nucleotides. It is a transcript of the gene adamts3, whose product is annotated as ADAM metallopeptidase with thrombospondin type 1 motif, 3. Gene Ontology annotation, cellular component: extracellular matrix. Gene Ontology annotation, biological process: extracellular matrix organization; proteolysis. The record is from RefSeq and is a predicted model, not a curated record. Gene Ontology annotation, molecular function: metalloendopeptidase activity. NCBI's taxonomy places the organism in Eukaryota, Metazoa, Chordata, Actinopteri, Syngnathiformes, Syngnathidae.
GGCAGGCAGGCAGGCAGGUCGCAGCUGUGCAGCGGCGCAGUCACGGAAACUUUUUAAUGACAGAGUGACGAAAAGUGACACACACAAAAAGAAAAAAAAAAGUCACGCAAGUCGCCUCACUUAACUCUUUGUGUCCAAAAAAAAAAAAAAAAAAGUUAGACAAGAGGCAACGUUUUGCCGCACACCAUUUUUUUUCUUUUUACAUCUCUUUUUUUGGGGGGAUAAACUUUAUUUCUUAUUAUUUCUCCGACAAGACUUGUGAUGGCCGCGCUGUCAUUCGCCUACUUCGUGCUCUUGGGAUUUAUCGCGACUUCAGCCGUCAAGGCUGGUGAAGAUGAUCGAGAAGGUCAGCUGACACGCCGUCUGAAGGAAUAUGGCCUGGUCACCCCUUUCAGCACCGACGCCCAUGGACGCUUCCUGUCUCACCUGCUGUCGGCCACUCACAAGCAGCGGGUCAGGAGGGAGGCGUCCACCACCACGCCGCCGACCCCAGCGGCAUCAGAUCAACAGCUCUUUUUCAACAUCAGCGCCUUUGGUAAGGAGUUCCACCUACGACUGAGGCCCAACAACCGUUUGGUGGCACCGGGGGCGAUGGUGGAGUGGCACGAUGACGACGGCUGGGGGGCUGCAAGCGGAUUUUCCAAACAAGUUACUAACCGGACUGGACCCAACAACGAGACAGGGAAGAUAACCUCACUGAAGACAGACUGCACCUUCGUGGGCGACAUCACGGAUGUCCCCGGGGCCUCGGUUGCCAUUAACAACUGCGACGGCCUGGCCGGCAUGAUCCGGACUGACGCAGAUGAGUACUUCAUCGAACCUCUGGAGAGAGGCACUCAGGAGCUGGAGGACAAGGGCAGAGUCCACGUGGUGUACCGCAGAUCGGCCGUGCUGCAGGGCCUUUCCGACAUCUCCUUGGACUACCACGUGCCAGAAGCGGAGUUGCCGGAUGUUCCCAGGACUCUGGAUACAGUUCGAAGGCAGGUCAAUGAGACAGUCCAGCAACGCCGACGCCGCGAUGCCGGUGAGAACGACUACAACAUCGAAGUCCUGCUGGGAGUCGACGACUCAGUGGUUCGAUUCCACGGAAAGGAACAUGUGCAGAAUUACCUCCUCACGCUCAUGAAUAUUGUGAACGAGAUUUACCAUGACGAGUCCCUGGGGGUCCACAUCAACGUGGUCCUCGUGAGGAUGAUCAUGCUUGGCUACGCCAAGUCCAUUAGCCUCAUUGAAAGAGGCAAUCCAUCCCGCAGCUUGGAAAAUGUGUGCCGCUGGGCCUUUGGCCAGCAGAAGGGCGACGUGGACCACGCCGAACAUCAUGACCACGCCAUCUUCCUCACACGUCAAGGCUUCGGCCCCACGGGAAUGCAAGGUUAUGCUCCCGUGACCGGAAUGUGCCACCCGGUCCGCAGCUGCACCCUCAACCAUGAAGAUGGCUUCUCCUCCGCCUUUGUGGUGGCCCAUGAGACCGGACAUGUGUUGGGCAUGGAGCACGACGGCCAAGGCAACCGGUGCGGAGACGAAACGACGAUGGGAAGCGUCAUGGCUCCUCUGGUCCAGGCGGCCUUCCACCGAUACCACUGGUCAAUGUGCAGUGGACAAGAACUGAAGAGAUAUAUCCACACCUACGACUGCCUGCUGGAUGACCCCUUUAAGCACGACUGGCCGCAGCUUCCCGAGCUGCCUGGGAUCAACUACUCCAUGGAUGAGCAGUGCCGCUUUGACUUUGGCGUGGGCUACAAGAUCUGCACCUCCUUCCGCACAUUUGACCCAUGCAAGCAGCUGUGGUGCAGUCACCCAGACAACCCUUACUUCUGCAAGACCAAGAAAGGUCCGCCCCUCGAUGGGACGGAAUGUGCAACUGGGAAAUGGUGCUACAAGGGUCACUGCAUGUGGAAGAACCCCAGUCAGGUGAAGCAAGAUGGCGCUUGGAGCUCAUGGGGCAAACAUGGCUCCUGCUCGCGUUCCUGUGGGACCGGCAUUCGCCUCCGAACACGACAGUGCAACAACCCCUCUCCUAUCAAUGGCGGCCAGGACUGCCCGGGUGUCAACUUUGAGUAUCAGCUGUGCAACACCGACGACUGCCCCAAGCACUUUGAGGACUUCCGAGCUCAGCAGUGUCAGCUCCGCAACUCCCACUUCGAGUUCCAAAACACCAAGCACCACUGGCUGCCCUAUGAGCAUCCGGAUGCCAACAAGCGAUGCCACCUGUACUGCCAGUCCAAGGAAACGGGCGACGUGGCGUACAUGAAGCAACUGGUGCACGAUGGGACACGAUGCUCCUACAAGGACGCCUAUAGUGUCUGCAUUCGUGGGGAGUGUGUGAAAGUGGGCUGUGACAGAGAAAUCGGCUCUAACAAAGUAGAGGACAAGUGUGGCGUCUGCGGAGGCGACAACUCCCACUGCCGCACUGUGAAGGGAACCUUCACCCGGACACCCAAGAAAGCUGGCUACCUUAAGAUGUUUCUCAUUCCUCCCGGAGCUAGACAUGUGAUCAUCCAAGAACAUGAGGCCUCCCCUCAAAUUCUUGCAAUCAAGAACCAGGCGACUGGCCACUACAUUCUCAAUGGCAAAGGAGAGGAAGUCAAGUCCAGGAGCUUCAUUGAUUUGGGGGUGGAGUGGCAGUAUAAUAUUGAGCAAGAUGUGGAGACUCUACACACUGACGGACCUUUGCACGACCCAGUGGUGGUUCUGAUCAUACCCAGGGACAAUGAAACACGCUCCACUCUGAUGUACAAGUAUAUCAUCCACGAAGACUCAGUGCCCAUCAACAACAACAAUGUCAUCCAGGAGGACACUUACGAGUGGGCGCUCAAGAGCUGGUCUGCCUGCUCCAAGCCGUGCGCCGGAGGCUACCAGUACACCAAGUACGGUUGUCGGAAGAAAGGCGACACCAAGAUGGUCCACAGGGGGUACUGUGACGUCGGCAAGAAGCCCAAACCAAUACGCCGCAUGUGCAACCUGCAGGACUGCACACAACCCCAGUGGAUCUCUGAGGAGUGGGAACACUGCACACGUACGUGCGGCAGCCUGGGCUUCCAGGUGCGGACCGUGCGCUGCAUCCAGCUGCUGCAUGACACCGCCAACCGCUCCGUACACAGCAAGUACUGCACCGACCGGCCCGAGACCCGCAGGCCCUGCAACCGCCUCGCCUGCCCGUCACACUGGAGGACAGGGGCCUGGUCUGAGUGCUCCGUGACCUGUGGUGAGGGCACAGAGAGGCGUUUGGUCACCUGCCGAGUUGGAGACCAGUGCGGUGGAGACAAGCCAGAGAAUGUGCGUGUGUGCCGGCCUGGGCCAUGCCAUGAUGAUCCUUGCCACGGAGACAAAUCCAUCUUCUGCCAAAUGGAGGUUUUGGCCCGCUACUGCUCUAUCCCCGGAUACAAAAAACUGUGCUGCGAGUCUUGCAGCAAACGGGUUGGUGGGGGUGGGGGGGCUCUUUUCUCCGAGCAAGAGGACCACGUGCGCUUCGGUUCUGCAUCGCAGCUGCUGGAGACGCUGAUGGCCAAUGCCACCCGCACCGAUAAACAUCAAAACAGCGAUAAACAGCGACAAAACGCAGGCAACCAGCCACAAAACACAGGUAAACAACAGCAGAAGAGCGGUAAACAACGGCAGAGCAUUGCUAAACAAAAGCCAAGUGCCAGUAAACAACAACAAAACGCCGGCCGAUCAAGGCCGGUCACCACGCCCGCACCGCCUAAGAAAGCCAAGACGACGUCAAAGCCCAGGAGGAACCCACGGGAUGCCGCCCUUGCCGAGAGGCAACGGCCCGCUGCUGGCGGCUCCGCUGACAGCCAGCGGCCCGCUACGUACUCACGAGUGGAGAGAUGAGAGUGGCAGAUUCCUUAACUGGACUACACAGACAACAGCUUCAUCGUUCUGAGUCUUCUCACACUAACAACAACAAGAAAAUCAUCAAAGACAUAAGAGGUGCUGGUUCACUUUGUUUUUACAGUUACGUAGCAAGUCGGGGCAUUCAUUUUAAGAUGGGGGCACAAAGGUCGAAAGGGAACGUUUUUAUUUGGUCGAAAUGGAAAAGUUUGCUGCAAUUCUUUUAAUUUAAAAACACGUUAAGAAUGAAGACAUACGCAAUUUUAACAUCCAAGAUGGAGACAAAUCGAACAUACACAUUUUCUUAAACAUCAAAGAUAGUUUACACAGAGAAAAAUAAAACAACCAUUUAGAUAAAUAACAAAGAUAACUGGGUCUUAAAAAGAACAAAACAUGCAUGCUUCUGGAAAAAGUCAAAGACUUCUCAUAAAUAAACCUCAAAGAUCACAAUUCACUGCCCUCCAAACCUGAAUGCAGGUUUUCAUGAACUGAUCAAACGCACUCUUUUAUUUUCCCGUGCGUCAAAACAACAUUUACGACAACACCAUCACAAAUAGAAAGACAUAAAAUUCAAAUAUAUGUAUGCACAGAAACAGUGAACGGUACAACAUGUUUUUAAUGAUGUAAAAUAAUCAAUGAAUGACGUGAAAAAAUACAAAAACGGAAACGUAGCAAAACCGACAAUAACCGGUAUCUACCUUUCAUGUGUUCCAGUCAAAGAGGAGACAUUACGCACAAUGUUAUCGAUAUCGAACAAAAAGUGGUUUGAGCUGCUUCUAACUUCAGAAGCUCUGCUUCAUGGUGCUUCCACACUUACUACAUGGUGAUAUGGAGCUAUCACAUUCAAAUAAUCUGUAUUAAAAAAAAUGGACAGAUGCUUUUUAUUUUACCAUCUCAGUGUUACAAAAUGAACAUUUUUAUAUUUAAAAUAUGUAGCAGCUGUAACUUUCAGAAGCUACAGCCACAGUUUGACUAAGUUCUGCUGCAGUGAAAAGCUUUCUUUUUUGGCAAUAACGCAUAAGAAGAAGAUAUUUACCAAAAGUAGUAUUUUGCUUUCGUCACGUUUGCAUUUUGAUAUAUGGCUAGCAGUUGAAGCCAAUAAAGGUUAAUGUGGUCACAAAAACGUAGACUGGAUUUGACCAAAUUCCUUGAUUGACCACGGGUCAAAUUUAGAAUCAUAGUCGUUGACCUCUUUCAAAUAUUUGAAGUGGCAUAUUCUGAACUCCUCAAUCACUUAUUUUUCCUGAUUACUUCAAUUUCAAUUGUCAACUUUUUCUAGAUUUAAAAAAAAAUUACAAAUGACAAGGAUCAGUUUGUCAGUUUUGAUUGUUGUAGACAAUAACCUUAACUUUACCUUUCCUCAGUGAAAGUUUUUUUGUUCCUUAUUUAAAGACAAGACACAAAUGGGAAGGCAUUUGCUAAAACAUCCUAAUGCUUUUGCUGCACUCACGUUUUCAGCUAAUGGACCUUGCCUACUGCAAUCGGAAUCACUUUGGGAGUUUGGAAUGGAUCCACAUUUCAUGAAAUGUCUAUUUUACAAAGGGACAAAAUAUUUUUAUAUUACUAAAAUUGUAUUUUAAAUAGCGACGACUGGUUAGCAUAUCUGCCACACAGUUUUUCUCCGGGAACUCCGGUUUCUUCCCACAUCCCAGAUACAUGCAACAUUCAUUGGACACUCUAAAUUGCCCCUAGGUGUGAAUGUGAGGGCAAAUGGUUGUUUGUCUCGAUGUGCCUUGCGAUUGGCUGGCAACCAGUUCAUGGUGUGCCCCGUAUUCCCACGAUCCUUGUGAGAGACAGAAAUGGAUGCGUGGAUUUUGAAUGGAUUAUUCUGAACUCCAUGAUCAUACUUCCUUUUUUUAUUUUGGAAAAUAAAGCAAGCAGAGUAAGUUUAAUCAUCAUUAUUUCAAAAUAAAUACAUUUUUGAAAGUUCUGGGGAUAGAUACAGCUACAGCUACUUUAGUUUUAGCAUUAGCUUCACCCAGAGAAGCAUUUUGAACACAAACAAGGUGCAACAGGAACGUGUUUGCCAAUACUUGUCACGACCAUCUCUAGUAUGUUGCAAGCUUUUUCAACAUAUGAACAUUUUCACAAACAUUUACAAUAGAGGUAGGUGAUUCAUUCGUUUCUUUGACUAUGUAGCAAUUUAAUGAUCAAUUAUUAUAUCUCCAUCCAUCCAUCCAUUCAUCCAUCCAUCCAUCCACUUCAUUCCUGAACUGGUGGGCAAUCAGUUACAGGGCAGAUUUUGACCAUCACUAAGUGGAAAUUGAACCCACCCUGCCCUCACCAAAGUCAGGCGCCACUAUACUAUCAGUGAGUCUUUAUAUAUAUUUAUAUUCACACAUACAUCCGCAACCCUGCUGAGAUUGAGUGUUGUGGACCAUGUUCUGAACUCCUGUUACGAUGUCACUGUCACAUGGAGAUGAAUUCAUGCUUGAUAUUUGAAUACACACCAGAUAUGAUUGCACCGUCUCACUAUUUCUGCCCAUUCCUGCCGCUUAGCUUCGCUUUGCUCAUUUCUGACCUUUUAGCAGUUAGCUACAUGAUGUUUUUGAUGGCAAUUAAAGAUAAACAACAACAACACAAAAACAACAAAUGGAUUUCCUCACAACCACGAUGCAUCUGACUGCAAUAAGAACACAACACAACCAUGUACAACAGUGUAUAGUUCGUGUAUAUAGAUAGCAUUGAGUGCAGACAUAUUUAUUGACAGAACGGUGCUGUUUGUUUUGUCUUUUUUCUGGCAAUAUUUUCAAUUUUCAUUUUUAAAUGAAUUCAAAUACAUGUACUAGGAUAGAAAUGACAUUGUUUUCUGCAAACAAUUAGAUGUAAAUAUACACGCUCAAUUUUGAGAUGUUUGUCACCAGGCUGUCUUUUCACAGCUGUUUGUUUUGUUUUGGUUUUUUUUGUUUGUUUGUUUUUCUGUUUUUGUAGCAACCGACCCAAGCUCUUUAUUCAAGCUGCUAGUGUAGUUGACGAUUUGCGUCGCUGCUAAGCUUUGCAAUGAUGCUAGUUGCGCAAGACAAAACCCCUGAGCCUCCUUCCAGUACUGUAUCCAUACAACCUGUGCAUUGUCAUGUCUCCAUUGUGCUUGUCUUGUGUAUUUGUGCAGAUUCGAGUGUACACUACUACUGAUGCUGUUUAUUGGAAUGGGGCGCACAUAGCAAUAAAAAUAGGAUCAACACGUCCGCCUCCACACUAUUGUUGUUGUUUUUGUCAGAAAAAGUGUUAAUACCCAAAAAUUCCAAGUGUAUCCAAACGUUUUGUGUGAUGUUCUCUCCUGUGGUUGUUUGCAAAAACAUAAACGAGGUUUGCUGCACAAA